Molecule: messenger RNA, 1563 nt
Organism: Ornithodoros turicata
Lineage: Eukaryota; Metazoa; Arthropoda; Arachnida; Ixodida; Argasidae
Product: putative ammonium transporter 3
Exons: 7
Coding region: 1-1524 (507 amino acids)
Biological process (GO): ammonium homeostasis; ammonium transmembrane transport
Cellular component (GO): plasma membrane
Molecular function (GO): ammonium channel activity
Source: RefSeq, a predicted model, not a curated record
AUGAACACCGUUGAACAGACGACGCCCCUCACGAACUCUACGGUACCCGUCGAUGCAGAGUUUACGUACGAUGAUGCCACUUGGGUUCUUACUGCAGCAAUCGUCAUCUUUACCAUGCAAACUGGAUUUGGACUCCUGGAAUCUGGUUGCGUCUCGCAAAAGAAUGAAGUGAACAUCAUGAUGAAAAACGCCGCUGACGUCAUCUUCGGCGGCCUCACGUACUGGAUGUUUGGCUUCGGCCUCCAGUACGGCAUCCCUAAUACAAAUUACACGACGUCGAACCCAUUCUGCGGUUUCGGCCGUUUCCUCGUCGACGCCGAACCGGAGGAUAUGGGCGAAGUCUUCUCGACAUUUAUCUUUCAACUUUCCUUCUCAACGACAGCGACUACUAUAGUCUCUGGAGCAAUGGCGGAGCGCACAGAUUACAACGCCUACUGCAUAUUUUCCUUGUUGAACACCAUCGUGUACUGCAUCCCCGCUGGUUGGGUUUGGGGAGACCACGGAUUUCUAAAGCACAUGGGAGCCCUAGAUUUCGCCGGCUCUGGUUGCGUGCACCUUUUGGGAGGAGCAUCUGCCCUUGUGGCUGCUAUGCUUCUGGGUCCACGGGACGGCCGCUACGACACGUCAGAGAAGCCGCCGAUGAGCAGUCCAACUAAUGUAAUGUUGGGGACUUUCACCCUGUGGUGGGGAUGGCUCGUGUUCAACUGUGGCAGUUCGUUUGGUGUCCGUCACGAGAAGUGGAAGUAUGCUUCUAGAGCCGCAGUUACCACAGUCAAUGCUUCACUUGGGGGCGGCGCUGUAGGGGUGUUUUACUCCUACUUCACAAGCCGUAAGUUUUACGUCGAUGACAUUGUCAACGCGAUCCUCGCUGCCUUGGUCGCCGUCACAGGUACGCUCGUACAUGCCAUAUCAGCUAUCGUGGUCGGAGCCACUGGCGCCUUGUUUGCUUGCUGGGUCCCAAUGGCGAUGGACUACUUCCAUAUCGAUGAUCCUGUCGGUGCAGUGUCGGUGCACGCGGUAGGAGGCCUCUGGGGACUUCUUGCAGUCGGUAUCUUCAUCGACGCCGACCAUCUGCUCAAAAUGUCACGUGGUCAUAAGGGAAUACUCAAAGGAGGAGGUUUCUACCUUCUGUGGGUGCAGUUCCUGACAUCUGUGUGCAUCACUACCUGGAGUGUUGUGGUCACCUACAUCUUGCUCAAGUCGAUAAACUACGUCGUCCCCAUUCGAAUGUCCCUCGUCGAAGAGAAGCUUGGCGCAGACCUCGUGGAGCAUUCACUCAAGUAUUCCACGUACGACUACGACGCCAUCAUCGAAGACUUUCGAAGGAAGGGCGCCCUGGUGCCUCCUGUGUCAGAGGACAUCACUCAUCGCGGAGCUUGGGAUGACUACAUACUCGCGAAGUAUCUCGGCAAGGGAAUGGCUCAAAGCGACGCCCAACUGCGGCUCAACCCGAAGACGUACUUCAACAAUUAUGUUGGAGUUGAGGACAAAAUGCUGUACUGGAGGCGAUGCGUUAUCCUUUAAUGAAAUAAAUAAAUAAAUAAAGACGUUUCCAACGCUAAA